CGACUCAGAUUAAGUCUGAGGCUGGUAACAUCAACAGUGAGGACAAACCCAGCCUGCCUCUCUCCAUCCACACUGAGUCCAAACCUACAGUCACUGGGUCCUGAUUGUGUCAGUGGAGCCCAGUUUGCACUGCAGCAUCCAGAGAUGACAUCAGUGAAGCUGGAAGACUGCAGUCAAACACUGGAGCUGAAUGUCAACAUUAAAGAUGAAGAAGAGGAGGAGAAGAUUGGGGGAUCUGUUAGUUAUGGUAUGAGGCCGGUAACAUCAACAGUGAGGACAAACCCAGCCUGCCUCUCUUCCACACUGAGUCCAAACCUACAGUCACUGGGUCCUGAUUGUGACACUGGAGGCCAGUUUCUACAGCAGGAUCCAGAGAUGACAUCAGUGAAGCUGGAAGACUGCAGUCAAACACUGGAGCUGAAUGUCAACAUUAAAGAUGAAGAAGAGGAGGAGAAGAUUGGUAAAUCUGUUUCUCAUGGACGACUAGAAUUAAGUCUGAGGCCGGUAACAUCAAUAGUGAGGACAAACCCAGCCUGCCUCUCUCCUUCUACACUGAGUCCAAACCCACAGUCACUGGGUCCUGAUUGUGACAGUGGAGCCCAGUUUGCACUGCAGGAUCCAGAGAUGACAUCAGUGAAGCUGGAAGACUGCAGUCAAACACUGGAGCUGAAUGUCAACAAUAAAGAUGAAGAAGAGGAGGAGAAGAUUGGGAAAUCUGUUAAUCAUGGAGACCAUGUUGAGACAUUCUCUACAUCUAGAGAGCAACAGCAGGAAGAUCAGAGAGCUAAGAGGUCUCACCACUGCCCCACAUU
This is a messenger RNA of Oncorhynchus gorbuscha (pink salmon), 812 nucleotides long. RefSeq lists its product as uncharacterized. The record is from RefSeq and is a predicted model, not a curated record. NCBI's taxonomy places the organism in Eukaryota, Metazoa, Chordata, Actinopteri, Salmoniformes, Salmonidae. The annotation marks the transcript as partial. The transcript has 4 exons.